This is a messenger RNA of Rosa rugosa (rugosa rose), 1187 nucleotides long. Its product is annotated as FH protein interacting protein FIP2. Gene Ontology annotation, biological process: protein homooligomerization. Gene Ontology annotation, molecular function: protein binding. Bases 118 to 1020 code for a protein of 300 amino acids. The record is from RefSeq and is a predicted model, not a curated record. The transcript has 11 exons. NCBI's taxonomy places the organism in Eukaryota, Viridiplantae, Streptophyta, Magnoliopsida, Rosales, Rosaceae.
UGGGUAAAAGAAUUUUCGGAGCGUGGAAAAUUGAAGAGCAAAGCAUAAACCAACCCGGAAGUUGAGAAGUGAGGAGUGAUUGGAUCAGCUGGGAGGCUCAGAUUCAGAGUGAGAGCAAUGAUGAAGGACUUUGAUGAUUCCUCCUCUCCGAUUCGCCUUAACAUAGGAGGAAAGAAAUUUUACACCACUAUUACUACUUUGACUCAGCGUGACCCCGAUUCAAUGCUUGCUGCAAUGUUCAGUGGUCGACAUACUUUAUGUCAGGAAAAUGGAUAUGUUUUUGUUGAUAGGGAUGGCAAACAUUUUCGCCACAUACUUAAUUGGUUACGGGAUGGUGUUGUUCCCACAUUAAAAGAUUCCAAAUUUGCAGAACUUCUUCGGGAGGCAGAAUACUAUCAACUACUUGGGCUGAUGGAUGGAAUACACGCUGUUCAAAAUAAGAAGAAGGAUGAUGAAGAGCCAAAUUCAGAAUUAACACGCACUGAUAUCCUCAAGUGUAUACAGUCUGGGAAAGUCAGGUUUCGUGGUGUUAAUCUUUCUGGCCUUGAUCUUUCGAAAUUGGACCUGUCAUUUGUGGACUUCAGCUAUGCGUGUCUGAGAAAUGUGUUCUUCUCACGUGCAAACCUUCAUUGUGCUAAGUUCAAGGAUGCGGACGCUGAGGGUGCCAUCUUUCAUAAUGCAACUUUGCGAGAAUGUGAAUUUACUGGGGCAAAUCUCCGUGGAGCUUUGUUGGCUGGUACUAAUCUUCAGAGUGCAAAUCUACAAGAUGCAUGCUUAAUAGAUUGUAGCUUCUGCCAGGCAGACCUUCGAUCUGCACACCUACAGAAUGCGGAUCUUACAAAUGCCAAUUUAGAGGGAGCUAUUCUGGAAGGAGCAAAUUUGAAGGGUGCUAAGUUGAGUAAUACCAAUUUGAAGGAUGCAAACCUUCAACGAGCUUAUUUGCGGCAAGUGAAUCUUCGAGAUACGCAUUUGGAAGGUGCGAAGCUUGAUGGUGCUAAUUUACUUGGAGCAAUCAGAUGACACUGGAGUGAUGAUAUUUAUUUCUUGAGGAGGUUUGUAAUACUGUGUAUGUAACCUACUUUACAUCCUUUGUCUUAUGUCUGCAAAGACUCACAUGCGAGAAAUUGUUGUCCAAAUUCUUCAUUCAUGCUACCUGAGUAGUUAAAUGAUAUGUGGCUUGUACAGAA